Molecule: messenger RNA, 7146 nt
Organism: Cryptomeria japonica (Japanese cedar)
Lineage: Eukaryota; Viridiplantae; Streptophyta; Pinopsida; Cupressales; Cupressaceae
Product: eukaryotic translation initiation factor 4G
Exons: 9
Coding region: 393-7100 (2235 amino acids)
Cellular component (GO): eukaryotic translation initiation factor 4F complex
Molecular function (GO): mRNA binding; protein binding; translation initiation factor activity
Source: RefSeq, a predicted model, not a curated record
CCCUUUUUUAUCCUUUUUCCGAUCACAUUUUUCUCCUGCUUCGGGCAUAAGAGAGGUUUUUGAAGAAUUUUCAGCGCAAAAACAAAGCUAACAAAAGUAGUUCAAUGUUUCCCGUGUAAAUUAAUCUCUAUGAAAGACGAACUCACCGACUCCAUUUUUAACUACGCUUGUUCCAUAUUUCAACCGCUCAAAAUUCGCCCGCAUUUUCAUUUCCACAUUCACUCUCCAAAUCCUCCAUAUUCUUUUCGGGGAAACGAAUUCCAAGUUUUUCAACCUAUUUGCACAGAUUUUCCCCGACGAAUUCAGGGUUUGCAGGGAUCAUUGUGUUGAUCUGAUCCUUUUGGGGGGUGUUGGAGAAGGAAGAGCAAAGAGGGUAAAAUACAUUGUCAUAUAUGUCCCUUCAGCAAUCAAAGGCGGAGAAGAACGAUGCUGCCCCGGUAAGAAGGGCAGGUGGUGGAGGAAAAUCAGGCGCUUCUGCUGCUGCUCAUCCUCCCAAAGGAGGUGUUGGAGGGCCUUCCCCUCAUAACGCCCCUAACACUAGUGGUAAGAGAGCUAAUGGACCUGGUGGGCAGUCUAGAGGAAAUCCCAAUGCAGUGGGUUUACAUACAAAUGCUUAUGCUGCCAAAGCUCAGAAUGGUGGGAUUGCACAAAGGCAACAAACGGGAUCAACAUCAGCAGCAUCAGGAAGUCUCCCCAUAUCCACCACAAAACACCCUAGUGGUGUUGGUACUAAAAGCAAUGGGAUUCUUCCAAAACCUCACAUAUCUUCAAAUUUAAAGGUUUCAGAGCAGACAUCUUCAUCAUCUACUGCAGCUGUAUUGGGAGAGAGUACCAGAGCUAUGGCUCAACAGCCCUUAUUUCAGUUUGGAAGCUUUAGUCCAACGAGUAUACAUGGAUUCCAGGUUCCUGCACGGACAAGCUCCGCACCCCCAAAUUUUGAUGAACAGAAGCGUGACCAGGCACGCUCUGGUCCACCCAUUGAUGUUUCUAAAACAAGCUCUCAACCUGGUACAUCACAACUGGAGGGUCCAGUUGUUUCAAAGCAAGCUGCAAGUACCUUAGACACGAAAAGUGAAGGAAACAAAAUUUUGCAAGGACCAAAGGCCGCCCCUCCCUUUGUACAGGCACAAGAUGUUCCUGGAGGUCAGAUUCCUUCCACUUUACCAUUACGAUCAAAUUAUCCACCAAGUGCCCAGCUUCAAUCUCAUGGUGCAACCUCAGGAUCACGUGUAACUAGUUCUCACCUGCAAUCUCAUGGUGUGGCACCAGUGCCACGUGCUCCAAGUUCCCACUUGCAAUCACAGGGUGCACCCACAGGACCACAUGCACCAAUUUCCCAAAUGCAAUCUCAAGGUGCGGCUGUGGAACCACAUGCACCGAGUUAUAAAUAUCAAUCUCAAAGUGCCAUCCCAGUUCCACGUGGACAAAGUUCCCAACUGCAACCACAGGGUGGAACCCAUGGACUACAUGCACUGAGCUCUCAAUUGCAAUCACAGGUUGCGACAACAGGCUUAUAUGCACCAAGUUCCCAAUUGCAAUCGCAGGGCGUUGCUCCAGGAUCACGGUCACUGCAGCUUCCAUUGCAGGUUCCUCAAGUCCAACCACAAGUCUUCAGUUCACAGGGGCUGACAGCAGGUGCCUUGCAUUCACAAGGGAUGUUGCAUCAUGGUUUAGGUUAUCCACAAGCCAUGCGGCAUAUUAUUCCACAACAGACUCAUGUACCAUCUCAACAGUUUAUCCAUGGAAACCACCAGAUAAAUGCCCAGAUACCCAUUCAGGUAACUGGUUCAGUUGGAACCCAUCUCCCCUCAUAUGUGCCAGCUACACAGGCAAAUCAAUAUGUUCCCCACCGCACCAGUACUGUUAAGAUCACUCAUCCCAAGACCCAUGAAGAAAUAAAGAUUGGGCCAAAGGCUGUAAAGUCUGAUUCACAUGCAGAUGGUGGUAUAGUUUCUGAUGGCUCUCUUCCUGGGGGACUCGCUCAAUAUGGUACUCCUCAUUCAGGUUCUGUUUCGAUAAGUGGUCUGUCUCAAAUGAAUUUUUAUCCGACAGCAUCAUCUGGAUCCUAUGCUCACCCUCCGACUUUUCAUCAGCCUCCAAAGAUUACAGCAGCAGUGAGGCCAAAUAUUGCACGCCCAUCAUCAACAUCAAAUUCACCACCUGUGAACCUUCAUGGUGCAAAUGUGGAUACUUCAAAGCAUCCCUCUCAAACCGGCGAAGCUAGUCUGGCUCUAGUGAAGGCUUCAGAAGGGAAGACGUUGACUUCAACAAUAUCAGUUUCCCAAAGCAGCCAUAGUUCAAAUUCUUUAGCAAUUUCAGCUUCUGUGAGGGAAGACACAGGUAAUCCAGCUGUAAGCAAAUCUGAUCUUGGGGUUAAGCGUUCCAUAAUGAACAUGCCUGCCACAGCAACACACAACCAUGCAGACGGUAAUGUGUCAGCUAGUUCUGCUGUUUUCGCUAAUGAAGAGCAGAAAAGUGAAUCUGUAAAAUCUGAUGUUGGGGUUAAGCACAACUGCACAAACAUGUCUGCAACAGCAACACACAACCUUUCAGAUGGUAACGUGUCAAAUAGUUCUGCUGUUUCUGCUGUUGAAGAGCAGAAAAGUGAAUCUCUAAAACCAGUCGGAGUUUCCACAAAGGAACACUCAAAGAAGGCAUCCAAACUGGAGAGCAAACCUAAAAGGCAUCAACAACAGGCAUCACUGUCUCGCACCUCUACAAAUGCACAAGUUGAGUUAAAAGUAGAGGCUCUUGCAGAAUCAUCUGAGGUUUGUGGAUCUGCAGAUGCAAGUAAGUCUGGUUUGAGUCAGGUAAAACAGAAAAAGCAGCAACAACAACCGUUGCUUCGAAGUUCUUCAAAUGCACGGAUUGAGGUAAAAGGAGAAGUGGCCACAGAGUCAUCAGAAGUGGGUUCAUCUACCUCAAAUGUUCCUUUAGUGACAGCUGCUUCCAAAACUGUUAAACCUGGGGAUGGAGGUGCUUCUCCUGAGUUGGCAAGAAAGGCCAUAGAAACAGUUCUACAAUCUUCGUGCACAGAGCCUGGUGCAGUGGUCUUUCUGUCCAAUUCGACAAGCAUUCCUAUAAAGACUGAUAAAAUAUCGAUGUCAAAGAGUGUGUCAGGGGACGUGUCUAAUAAUACAGAGUUUUCAUCUUUAGAGAUAUCAGGACAUUCGAGGGCCACAGAUAAGGUGUUAAGCAAUGACUUAUCUUCAGGAGCCUUAGAAUCAGUACAAGAUUCAGAUGCCAAGGAUGAAAUUGUUCCUGGUAAUGUGACAUCACAUAUGGAGAUCCUGGAUCAAAGAAGUGGAGAAAGAACAGAACUAUCUGGAUUAAUGAACAAAUCUGUUGCAAAGGAAGUUGGACAGCCAAUGAAAGUUGGGGAUGUAACUGUUUGUAAUGAUACUUUAAUAACAUCUAGCAACUCAACAUCCAGGGAACCUAUGCCAAUAUUAGAUUCAAAUAUGAGAGAUGUGAAGAGUCUUGAAUCGGCAGUGACUUCUAAUUUGGUAAGUUCCAGUAAUUCUGUUCAAUCUAUAAACAGAGAUAGCAAAGAUACUGGAAUUCUACCACAUGAUGCUUUCCCAGCCAAACAAGAAACAAAUCUAAUUUCUGAUUCUGUGUUGUCUGAAAAUUCAUCUUCGGUCAACAUAAAUGAAAAUCCAGAUGAUUUUGCUAAUUCUGUUAUUGUAAAUGAGAAAGCUAGAUUGCUUCAAGAGGAGGCUAAAUUUAAUAAAAUGAAGCAUGGUAACAUGAUAUCUCAGCUGGCUGAGCUUGGAAAUGGUACAUUGGUUGAUCAUCAGAAUAUUAAAGACAAAAAGAUGGAAGAAUUAGUUGUGACUAUGCAAUCAACAAAUUCAGAUGAAGCACCUCAAAUCGAACUGAGAUCAGAAACUCCAGCAGUUGGCCCAGCAAUUGCUGUGUCUGACAUGGAAGAACAAUCAGAUUUGCUGUCUGAUGAUAAAAUUGUUGACUCUGACCAAUCUUGUUUGGAUACAUGCAAGAGCAGCCGUGAUAUUAUUACUGGAUCAGCUGAACCAUCAACUGCCAAUGUGAAGAAGCUGGAUGUGCAAGACAAGGCUCAAGUGCUCGUUUCUAAUAGCAGUAACCAUGAAGAAAUGGCUGCCUCUCCUUGGGAACCAUCUGUGCCUCUUGAAAGUGAACCAUCUUUGCCUCUUGAAAGCGACAUUAAGUUGGAUUCAUUGGGUAGAGUGACAGAAAAAGAAAGAAAAAGUUCUUUGAAUGCUUUUUCAAGCAAUAAAAUUACAAACACUGGUGAUGUACCCAAGGCAGUUGGCGGUAAGAAGAAGAAAAAGCUUAAGGAUUGUCUUAGUAAAGCAGAUGCAGCUGAUCCCACUGGUGAUUUAUAUAAUGCAUAUAAGGCUCCAGAGAAGCAAGAAGAUGUAUACUCAGUAGAACCAUGUAAAGAAGACUAUACUGAUGUGGAAGAGAAGCCUUCCUCGAAAGAGACUGAGAAGCAUGUUGCAAAUGAAGUGGAUGACUGGGAAGAUGCAGCUGAACUUUCAACAGACGUGAAGCAAGUAGUUCCACCAGUUACUUCAGGAGGCAGAAAGUACUCAAGAGACUUUUUGUUGACACUCAAGGAACAUUUUAAGGAUCUUCCAUUAGAGUUUGAAAAUAAAUGUCAGGAGUUUGUGGAUAUUCUGAUAAAUCGUCAAUUAAUUUCUAGUCUCUAUUCAGAGGGUGAACCAUUAUCAAGCAUGGGAAGAGUUCAAGAGUAUCCUCGGAUUGAUCGACGUGGGAACAAUAUUCCCAGUAUGGAUGAAGAUAGAUGGUUCAAGCCAAUGGAUGCUGGUGGUCGUGAUCCGCGAAUGGAGAUGGGCCUUGGUGGCCCUGGAGGAUUUCGACCCGGUCAGGGUUACAACACUGGUUUUGUAAAGAACAUGCGUGGUGCAGCACCUGGUGUUGGCCCCAGUGGGCAAUUUGUCCAAGCAUCAUUUGCUCAAAGUGGACUAAUGAGAAAUAAUGCUGCUGAUGUUGAUAGAUGGCGGACAUCUGGUAUGCAGAAGGGGUUGAUUCCUCCUCCCGUAAUUCAUAAAACAGAUAAUCGCUAUGAAGUGGGCAAGGUUUCUGAUGAUGAAGAGUUGAAACAAAGAAAGAUAAAGUCCAUUCUUAAUAAACUGACACCCCAAAAUUUUGAGACUCUCUUUUUGCGGGUCCAAGAAGUGAAUAUUGAUUCUGGAGUUUGUCUUACAGGUGUAAUAUCUCAAAUAUUUGACAAAGCAUUGAUGGAACCAACAUUUUGUGAAAUGUAUGCAAAAUUUUGUGUUCAGCUUGCUGCUGGAUUGCCUGAGUUUUAUGAAGAUAAUGAGAGGGUUAUGUUUAGGCGAGUUCUAUUAAAUAAGUGUCAGGAAGAAUUUGAAAGGGAUGAAAGAGAACAGGCAGAAGCUGAUAUGGCUGAAGAUGGUGAAAUAAAGCUUUCAAAAGAAGAACGGGAGGGGAAGAGGUCUGCACAGCGAAGGCGGAUGCUAGGAAAUAUACGGUUUAUUGGUGAACUGUAUAAAGAGAGUAUGUUGACUGAAAGAAUAAUGCAUGAAUGCAUAAAAAAAUUACUUGGUGAAUAUCAGAAGCCAGAUGAGGAAAAUGUUGAAUCUUUAUGUAAGUUGAUGAGUACAAUUGGGCAAAUGAUUGACCAUCCAAAAGCAAGAGAGCAUAUUGAUGCUUACUUUGAGAGAAUAUCAAAAAUGGCAAAUAACCAAGCACUGCCUACACGACUGAGGUUUAUGUUGAAGGAUGUGAUUGAUCUGCGAAAGAAUGGGUGGCAACAAAGGAGGAAAGUUGAUGGGCCAAAGAAAAUUGAGGAAGUGCACAGGGAUGCUGCUCAAGAACGACAACAAGCACUGGGAGGUCGAUUAAAUCGAGCUCCAAGCAUGGGACAUUCUGGACGAAGAAUUUCCACACCACCUGAUCAUGGUUCACGAGGCCCUCAGAUGUCUGCUUUUAUGCCAGGCACACCGAUGGGUCCAGCUGCACAUAUGAGUGGGAUGAGAGGCACACAGGCACAGACUGGAAUGCGUAACUACAUUGCUCAAGAUGCUCGAAUUUCAGACAGAAUGACUGGUGACAGGCCUUCGCCUUUACAAUAUAGACCCUCUGAUGAUGGGCAGCUAACUCUUGGUCCUCAAGGAGGCCUUGGCAGGGGAAUAUCUGGCAGGGGACAACCGAUGCAAACCAAUAGAAGUUCCCUAGUAGAUGGUCCACUAGUCACACCAGGGAGUAAUAGGCGAGGAAGCCUGGUUCCAAUGGCAGGUUAUAAUUCGUCAUAUGGUACAAGAGAUGAUAUUCCAAUUAGGACUUCUGCUGGAGAAAAGUCAUCCUUUCCAAGGUCAGGUAUCUCAGAAAGAAAUGCUUUGGGUAAUGAAAGAAGAGAUUAUAGGGGUUCAUAUUCUUCUUAUGACAGAGGCGGCAAGGCUGCGAGCCAGGAAUACCAACAAGAAUUCUCUCAUGGAAGGGAAUUCAGUGAAGAACAACUUAAAAGAAAAUCUGAUAUGGCAAUAAAGGAAUAUUACAGUAUUAGAGACAUGAAGGAGGCAGCUUUGUGUGUGUCUGAUCUUAAAUCACCAUGGUAUAAUCCAACUUUAGUGUCACUUUGGAUAAUGGAUUCUUUUGAUAGGAAAGACGUGGAAAGGGAUCUCCUCGGGAAUCUAUUUAUACAUCUAUGCAAAACUGAGCCAUCUUUGCUAAGUCAAGAGCAACUCAUCAAAGGCUUGGAGAAGGUUAUAGCAUCCUUGGAGGAUUCGGUUGUUGAUGCACCAAAGGCCCCUGAGUUCCUUGGUAUGAUUCUUGGAAAGUUGGUUGUUGCAAAUUUAUUGUCUAUCCGUGAUAUAGCAGUACCACUUGAGGAGGGAGGAAUAGAGCCAGGGAGUCUAUUAGAUAUGGGUCUUGCAGCAGAUGUGCUUGCUACUAUUCUUGAUGUUCUAAAGAGAGAGAAGGGAGAAAAUGUAUUGUUGGAUUUAUACAGGUCAUCAGGAUUGCAACUAGAAAAAUUCAUUCCUCUUGGUGAAAAACCAGGCAAAUUUGAGUCACUUCUCGAGAAGAAAAAUAUUCAAUGUUUGUCGACCAUCAUCAAUAGACAUCUGUAAUUACAAAAAAUUUCAAGAUGGCCUAAUUACAAUUUUGCCUGUUCAA